Messenger RNA from Oryzias latipes (Japanese medaka), 2829 nucleotides. RefSeq names its product taxilin gamma (gene txlng). Gene Ontology annotation, molecular function: syntaxin binding. Gene Ontology annotation, biological process: regulation of cell cycle. The record is from RefSeq and is a predicted model, not a curated record. NCBI's taxonomy places the organism in Eukaryota, Metazoa, Chordata, Actinopteri, Beloniformes, Adrianichthyidae.
CUUGGACGUUUGUCGAAGUUCCUCAUGGUGUUAGCCGAGCGGGCUAAUGGCUGCGUUUCGUGAAACGGUGGCACGCGCGUUCCGGCUCGCGACCGCAGCGUGUCUCGGUAUUAUGAUGAUUAGAAGAAAGGCUAAAGGCUAAUCCGACCCGGAAAUUCACGCGCGCGCGGCUCUGCACUCAGACGAAAUGACGUCACGGCAGGUUUCCCUCAUGUUACGUUACCAGUUGAUCCAGAAGAACACGUGACCUGUCCUCAGCAGGUGAACUAGCAUUUCAGCGAUAAACCAGCUAACAGGUGUACCUGUACGGCACUAAGAGGCUUCAUCCUCUCACCUGUAAACACGCUGUUCUGAGUGUCACAGCAGCUGCGUCAUGAUCACGUGACUGUAGAGCAGAUUCCUGAUGUUCCUGUGUCUGCGUGAGCUUCCGGUCUCAGCACCUGUGCUGUGGUGUAACGUCUGUGUGGGUCUGCAGCUUCGGUCAGUCCUGAUGGAGCCAGCAGCAGUCUGUGGAAUCGAUCUGGAGAGCAGAAACAUGGGUGGAGGCAGCCAUUCUCCAGCUGACCUGGACAGUCCGUCUCAGGAGGAGGUCUCCGGGUUUCAUCUGGGCAUGUGCUGCUCUGAGGAGGAGAGGGGGGAGACCCCCGGCAGAGAGGACAGUCCCAGCGAGCUGGGGGAGGCGGAGCUGGAACCCGGAGGGAACGCCAAGACCGCAGAGGACAAGGCCUUUGGGAAGGAGGUGGUUCUUCUCAUGCAAGCCCUCAACUCUCUGGCCACUCCUGAGGAGAAACUGGCCGCUCUGUGCAAGAAGUACGCCGACUCGCUGGAGGAGAGCCGCUCCAUGCAGAAGCAGCUGAAGGCCCUGCAGAAGAAGCAGGCUCAGAUCGUGAAGGAGAAGGUCCACCUGCAGGGCGAGCACAGCAAGGCCAUCCUGGCCCGGAGCAAGCUGGAGAGCCUCUGCAGGGAGCUGCAGCGCCACAACAAGAACCUGAAGGAGGAGAACGCCCAGAGGUCCAGAGAGUACGAGGAGCAGAGGAAGGAGGCCAUGCUGCACUUCCAGAAGACCCUGGGAGACAUCGAGGUGCAGAUGGAGCAGCACAGCUCCCACAACGCCAAGCUGAGGCUGGAGAACAUGGAGCUGGCGGAGAAGCUGAAGAAGCUCAUCGAGCAGUACGAGCUCCGCGAGGAGCACAUCGACAAAGUCUUCAAGCACAAGGAGCUGCAGCAGCAGCUGAUGGACGCCAAGCUGCAGAGAAUCACAGAGAUGAUGAAGGAGGUGGAGGACAAGCAGCAGCGGGAGAGAGAGUUUCUGCUGAAGGACGCCACCGAGUCCAGGCGCAAGUGUGAGAUGAUGAAGGAGCAGGAGGCCCAGCUGAAGCAGCAGCUGUCGCUCUACAUGGACAAGUUUGAGGAGUUCCAGAGCACGCUGGCCAAGAGCAACGAGGUGUUCUCCACUUUCAGACAGGAGAUGGAGAAGAUGACCAAGAAGAUCAAAAAGCUGGAGAAGGAGACGACGCAGUGGAGGACCAAAUGGGAGAGCAACAACCAGGCGCUGCUGCAGAUGGCGGAGGAGGUGAAUGUUCAGAGAGGAGAACCGGAGCGAAAACUCUGCGUGACGGCCACUUCAAGGCCCUGCAGGGCAAGCUGGAGCUGCUGGAGAGACUCUGCAGGGCUCUGCAGAAGGAGAGGAACGACCUGAACAACCGGCUCAGCCUCCUCCAGCAGCAGGACCACAAGGGGGCCACGCCCCCCCCAGAGGGCCCCGAGCAGGACGACUCCGAGGGAUCAGUACAAGGGGACGAGCAGGAGGCGUCCAGGCCUCCAGAAACCGACACCAGCACCACAGAACCGACAGCAGGCCACCCUGAGGAAACGAGCAGAACCAGAACCUCUGCAGAGAAGGGUUCUGUCCUGGACACACAGGCUUGAUUGAAAAUGGGAAUUUUCUUUUUUUAUUGUGUUCUUUCUCCUGGUUCUCUCCAGAAAAACCAUUCGUAUCUUUUUGUGACAGAAAAGUUUCACUAAUAAACGCUUUCAAGGAUCCCGUGACUCACCAACAAAGUCGGCGCCACCGGCCGCUUCCUGUUUUUAACGCAUCACUUCCUACAGUUUGUGACAAUGACGAUAGGAAACGUUUGGACCAAACAGCAGAAGGAGGCUGCUGUUCAGACCCCCCUCCCAGAGGGUUACCAUGGCAACCAUGCAGUCACGUUCCACGGGUCUGGAGCGCUGAGGACUUUGCUUUGAUCACAUGCUGAUCCGUCUGCCUUCAGGAGGUCCUGAAUGUAUGAAGAUCAGAGGGAGACCGGCCUUUAGGUUCCUCGCUGUUCUGGAAAACCUUCUAGAACGUCAAACCAAGUGGUGUCGGAAGCCGCCAGGUUCAGAGGCCGACGUACGAGCAGUCCAGACCACAAAGCUUUUCCAGACUCAUGCUCUAACAGAGCCAGUUCCUCAGAACUGCAGCAGAAACCGGACGUCUCCACACAGGACCGACUCCAGACAGCAGCUGGUUGCCAUAGCGACCCCAGUAGGAGAUGGUUGCAGGACUGGAUCUUCACCGGUUCUCUACACGAUCCUGAGGGGGUUGGAGGUUAAGGUCUGUGGACCUGCUGGCCGCCUGUGUGCUGGUCCGGUGGUGCUGUCCAGAAAGACUGCAGCCGUUUGGCCUUUAACUCCCGCCCUGACUGACUCAGGUAACGUCAGAAUCUACCUCUGCAGGUGAGACCAUAGAAGGGCCUUGGCUUUCCCGAGCAGACGCUCCAAACCGCUUCCUGAUUGUACCUUCUUACACUUCUGUCACUUUUUCAAUAAACGUUUUGUAGGAUUUGC